AACCAUUAUUGCAGGGGAACGGGGGGAAGCUGUUUCCUUUGCGCAUGAUGAACGAGUUUCCGGGACAGCACGCGCUGCCGUUUCGCCGCAAAACCACAGCGCAGCGCAGGGCAGGGACUCUAGCGUAGCGUCUUGUGAUAGUGUGAUAUAACCUGUCCGUUACAGUCAGCAAAAGGAAGAUGAAGUUACUCACGCACAACAUGUUAACGUCACACGUGAAGGGGGUCACGAAGGGUUAUCCGCUUCUCAUCAAGGCCACCGAGGUGAAGGUCAGCGAGGUGGAGUUCAACCCCCAGUUUGUGAGCAGGAUGAUCCCCAAGCUGGAGUGGUCGGCCCUGGUGCAGGCUGCUGAAGAGCUGGGUCAGCUGAAUGAUCUGCCCACCGAGCUGCUUCCUGACUACGAGAAUAAUGAGGAGUUUCUGCGCAAAGUCCAUCGUGUGCUGUUGGAGGUAGAGGUGCUGGAGGGGUCCCUACGAUGCCCAGAGUCGGGGCGUGAGUUCCCAAUCUCCCGGGGGAUUCCCAACAUGCUCUUGAAUGAGGAUGAAGCCUGAGGGAUCGACGGAUGGAUUUAUUAGCUCUCAUUUUUCAAAUACACGAACUCGACCAAAUGUUGACAUGGGAAGAUAUUCACAUUUGGUGUUUAAAAUGACUUUUCAUAUUAAGGAAAGAGGAUGUAACUACUGGACCUGUCUUACCCUUACUGAAGAAGAUUCCUGUCCACAACUGGCAGCUCUCCUCAGUACUGCUGAUAUAAACAUUGUUGCUAGUAUUAGUUGGUUUUGUUUUUCAGUUGUGCCAUGUUAAUAGGUGUUAAAGCUUACUGCUAUUCCUAAAGUCAAAAUUUGCACAAACUGAACUGUCUUUGUGUUAUAUCGUAGGUGGCGGUACAGCAAGAUAUUGCAAAAUUGUUAUUCAUUGUUCAUAUAAACCAUUUUGUAAUUAAUACAUAUAUUUGCAUUGGCCUUAUAAAGAAGCAAUGCUAAUCUUAUUCCAUACAAGCAUUUCAAGUUCACUUUAGCAAAUUUUCCCCUCUGCACUCCUGUUUUCUGUUAAAUUACCUCUCCUUAAAUAAGGCAAAUUGAAUUUAUUUGUGAAUUCUUUUAUGAAUUCAAAAUUACAUUUAGUUCUUGAUUAAAAUUAUAAUCUGACAAUGGUGAUGUUAGGUAAGUAAGGGAUGACUGCCAUCUCUUUCUGAGCUUUCUUUAGUUAAGCUUUUUCUAACUUUGUGUUGUAAAAUCAAAAUAAACACUUCACAUUGUAAUUACUGGAUAAUUCAGUUAAAGUUAGCUAUUGUGAUAAGAAUGAGCUGCGACAGUGUAAACAAAUGGUGCAGGUGAUGUAACUGGUUUGCUUAUCGAAAACUUGUAGAAGUGAAGGUUACUGACAAAGCAGAUUUGUUAUGGUCAUUCGAACCCAGAUUGGUUUAACCUUCAAAAACUAGCUUCCGCUGCCAGCGUAUUCCUCACGUAGUACAUUU
This is a messenger RNA of Scleropages formosus (Asian bonytongue), 1477 nucleotides long. It is a transcript of the gene trmt112, whose product is annotated as tRNA methyltransferase activator subunit 11-2. Gene Ontology annotation, molecular function: protein heterodimerization activity. Bases 180 to 551 code for a protein of 123 amino acids. Gene Ontology annotation, biological process: peptidyl-glutamine methylation; tRNA methylation; rRNA (guanine-N7)-methylation. The transcript is spliced from 4 exons. The record is from RefSeq and is a predicted model, not a curated record. Lineage: Eukaryota; Metazoa; Chordata; Actinopteri; Osteoglossiformes; Osteoglossidae.